Messenger RNA from Rhinichthys klamathensis goyatoka, 1438 nucleotides. RefSeq names its product myosin light chain, phosphorylatable, fast skeletal muscle a (gene mylpfa). The record is from RefSeq and is a predicted model, not a curated record. The coding region runs from base 106 to 621 and encodes 171 amino acids. Gene Ontology annotation, biological process: skeletal muscle tissue development. Gene Ontology annotation, molecular function: calcium ion binding. NCBI's taxonomy places the organism in Eukaryota, Metazoa, Chordata, Actinopteri, Cypriniformes, Leuciscidae. Gene Ontology annotation, cellular component: cytoplasm. The transcript has 7 exons.
UAAUUAGCAAGGGGCCUUCGCCAGUAUAUAAGGCUCGCGGGAACAGGUCACUACGCGGCUUCAGUCUUCACUUCUUGAGCUUCUUAGACUUCACACCGUCCCAGCAUGGCACCCAAGAAGGCUAAGAGGAGGGCAGGAGGAGGAGGAGAGGGUUCCUCCAACGUCUUCUCCAUGUUUGAGCAGAGCCAGAUUCAGGAGUACAAGGAGGCUUUCACAAUCAUUGACCAGAACAGGGACGGUAUCAUCAGCAAAGACGACCUUAGGGACGUGUUGGCCUCAUUGGGUCAGCUGAACGUGAAGAAUGAGGAGUUGGAGGCUAUGAUCAAGGAAGCCAGCGGCCCAAUCAACUUCACCGUUUUCCUCACCAUGUUUGGAGAGAAGCUGAAGGGUGCUGACCCCGAAGACGUCAUUGUGUCUGCCUUCAAGGUGCUGGACCCAGAGGGCACUGGCACCAUCAAGAAGGAAUUCCUCGAGGAGCUUCUGACCACUCAGUGCGACAGGUUCACUGCAGAGGAGAUGAAGAAUCUGUUUGCCGCCUUCCCCCCAGAUGUGGCUGGCAAUGUUGACUACAAGAACAUCUGCUACGUCAUCACACACGGAGAGGAGAAGGAGGAGGAGUAAACGGCUGUGGAAACAAGACAGAAAAUGAAGAGAUGAACGUGUUUCUCUCUCUGCUUUACUCUCCCAGGCCUUUCUUUGUCCUCCUUCUCUUUGUGUUUCUUCCUCCCUUUCUAUCAUCUUUGUUACUUUCAAGCACUUACUCUCUCCAUCUCUCCAAAGACUUGUCUCGCUGAGACUGAAUUGGGAGGGUGGAGAGGCUCAUGACCACAGUGUCUGUCAAGUGGGGACAUGGGAUUGUUUUCAAUAAAAUGAACAUCAUUUCUAUAUCUCUCACAUACUCUCUCUUUCUCUCUGCUUCUCACUCAUUACCCAUGACCACCUCUCUUUCAUUACAAUCAAGCAUGCAUGAAAGUUGCAUUUUAUGCUGCUGUCUAGAGGGUUGAAAUGAAGGCAUCUAUAGCUUUGGGCUGAAAUACCUCUCUAGAUAGAUGUGGAAGAAGCAAGAUGGAGUGAUCUCGCUCUAUAAUAGAGGAACCAAUCAUCAUUCUCGUUUCUUCCCCUGAUGGUUGACUAAAAAAGAAAGAGAAAAUGAGGGUUUUGUACCGAGAGAGUUGGGCCUCCUAAAAGCGAUGCCAAGCUUAUCACGGAGGGAGUAAGAGAGACAGACCAUCCAAGGAAGAGAGGAGAGGGGGGACUGAAAGAAAACAUAUCCUCUUCACUCCCCCUCUCCCCUCCUCUUCACUAUUUCUCUGUCCAUGUUUUUUUUUUUUAUCUACCCUUUUGCUUUCUGCAUCUGGGCCUGCUUUGCUCUGUCAGAAACUCUUCUGUAACCAAUAAAAGACACAAACUGUGAAUAAAACAUCUUUUUGUACUGCUA